UUUCUACCAGUCAGUGUUGAGGCUGCAUCACAACAAACAACAAACAACAAACCGCCUGCGCGUCAACACGGUCUUCAGGGUGAAACUUUUCCACGAGUGUCCUCCGGUUUACUCGUCGUCCAGAAAACCUGAAAGACCCGCGCAACCCGGCCAGGAGACGCCAAAUUGCCGUGGAAAUUAGACAACCCUCGCAGACUCGUUCUCUGAAGACUCGUGGUGCGUUUGACUGAGGAGCGCCUCUCGGUGGCCGAGCCAUGCAGGUGCAGGAUCUGAUUUGGCAGUUCCGGUUGCCCGAAUUGGGCGACUUCAGGCAAUAUGUGCGUAGUUUGCCCACCAACACGCUGAUGGGCAUGGGUGCGUUCGCCGCCAUCACCACCUACUGGUACGCCACCAGACCACGAGCCCUGACGCCCCCCUGUGACCUCACCAUGCAGUCUGUGGAGGUGGAGGGCGAGGAAUACGCUCGCCGUUCCACCCUCCUGGACAGCGACAGGUUGAUGAUGCGCUUCUAUGAUGAUGCACGGACCAUGUACGAGGUGUUUCUUCGUGGAAUCAGAGUGUCCAAUAACGGCCCUUGUUUAGGAUCGAGAAAACCUAAGCAGCCAUACGAAUGGCUCUCGUACAAAGAGGUUGCAGACAGGGCCGAGAUGAUUGGCUCAGCGUUGCUCCACAGAGGUCACAGUAAAGAAGGAGACAAAUACAUCGGUAUCUUCUCCCAGAACAGACCUGAGUGGACUAUAUCUGAGCUGGCCUGCUACACGUACUCGCUGGUGGCUGUUCCACUGUAUGACACACUGGGCACCAAGGCCAUCGGCUACAUCGUAGACAAAGCCGAGAUAUCGACGGUGAUCUGUGACACGGUGGAGAAGGUGCGCACGGUGCUGGAGUGUGUGUCGGGUCGAGAGCACAGCGUCAGGACCGUCGUACUGAUGGAGGAGAAGGAGAGCGAGCUCACGGCACGAGCCGAAAAGCUGGGCAUCCAGAUUCUCAGCCUGAGGGAACUGGAGGCUCUCGGCAGAGCUUAUCACAAACGCCCGGUGCCUCCUACACCUGAAGACCUCGCACUGGUCUGCUUCACCAGCGGAACGACAGGGCAGCCGAAGGGUGCGAUGCUCACGCACGGCAACGUCAUCUCCAACUGCGCCGCCUUCAUCCGGAUCACGAAGGAAAAACUAAGGAUGAAUCGUCACGACAUUAUCAUCUCCUUCUUGCCUCUUGCUCACAUGUUUGAGAGAGUGAUGGAGAGCGUGAUCCUGGUGCACGGCGCGAGGAUCGGUUUCUUUCAGGGCGACAUCCGUACGCUGAUGGACGAUCUGAAGACUCUCAAACCCACCGUGUUCCCCGUCGUCCCCCGACUCCUCAACCGCAUGUUCGACAAGAUCUUUGGGCAGGCGAACACUCCGCUGAAGCGCUGGCUGCUCGACUUCGCCACCAGGAGGAAAGAGUCGGAGAUGCGCAGCGGCAUCGUGAGGAAGGACAGCAUGUGGGACAAACUCAUCUUCAACAAAGUCCAGGUGAGUCUGGGUGGGCGUGUGAGGCUGAUGAUCACCGGCGCCGCUCCCGUGUCCCCCACUGUGCUGACGUUCCUGCGGGCUGCUCUCGGCUGCCAGUUUUAUGAAGGUUAUGGACAGACAGAAUGCACUGCAGGAUGCUCCAUGUCUCUGCCAGGAGACUGGACGGCAGGUCACGUGGGUCCUCCUUUACCCUGUAAUUAUGUGAAACUGAUCGAUGUGGCUGAGAUGAGCUACUACGCAGCCAACGGAGAGGGCGAGGUGUGUGUGAAAGGACCAAACGUGUUCCAGGGCUAUCUGAAAGAUCCGGAGAAGUCCGCGGAGGCCAUCGAUACAGAUGGCUGGCUGCACACGGGCGACAUCGGCAAAUGGCUCCCGAACGGCACGCUGAAGAUCAUCGACAGGAAGAAGCACAUCUUUAAGCUGGCUCAGGGCGAGUACAUCGCUCCCGAGAAGAUCGAGAACAUCUACAUCCACAGCGACCCCGUGGCUCAGAUCUUCGUUCAUGGAGACAGUCUGCAGGCGUGCUUAAUCGGCAUUGUGGUACCAGACCCCGAAUUCCUCCCUGGAUGGGCCAAGAAAAGAGGACUUGUGGGCUCCUACCUCGAGCUGUGCAAGAGCAAGGAAGUGAAAAAUGCCAUUCUAGAUGACAUUGUGCGGUUGGGGAAAGAAGGUGGCCUGAAGUCCUUUGAGCAGGUGAGAGACAUCGUCCUGAACCCCGAGAUGUUCUCCGUGGAGAACGGCCUCCUUACACCAACCCUGAAGGCCAAGAGAACAGAGCUGAGGAACCACUUCAAAGAACAAAUCGAUCGGCUCUACGCCAAGAUCAAGACGUAAACACAAACAGAGAUGGAGGGGGAAAGAAGGUGGAGAAAGCCAGAGAGGGUGGUGUGAUGUGGUGUGAUCUCGAACACAUGUCCUCGCUCUGUAAAUAAAGUGCAGUUACGAUGAUGUCCACUCGGUGGUGCUGAGUGUGAGCUUUUUGCUUAAAACGUACUUGGGUAACCAAUGUGAUUUUAUUCAAUGCCUUCAGGCCAGUAAAUACCAUCUGGCAGAAACAAUUAUAGGAACAGUUUAGAAACCUAUAUAUUUUCACUUCUGCACUAGAUCUACAAGGCUAAUUGCCUCCAGUUUAGCAUCGUAUAAAUCAAACAUGUCUUGACUAAUCAAAUGUUUGAGGUGAAUAUUUAAAAUAUAUAUAUAUUUAUCUAAACUGUUCCUUUAAAUGGUCAUUACUUUGAUAUUCAGAUUAAAUGACCUCUGUUCAGUCCAUCACUGCAGAGUUUUAAAAAAAUCUGCUCCUGACGAAUAAGGUUUCCUUUCUUUAAUUUAAAUAAUGUUGUUUUUUUUUUUUAAAUUGUCAGUUGUCCCUAGCCUCUGUAGGCUGGUUCCUGUGUACCUGCUCAGUUUGUCUCAGCUGUCUCUUUCUCUGUGCCAUGUGCUUUCCUAUAUCAAUCGUUUAGUGCCAAAGACGUGCCAUUCCCCUGACUGCCAAGUUCGAGUACAUUUCUAGCAUUGAUGCAAAUCCUGUUAUGAAUUUAUAAAUUAUAAAUAUCUAAGCUUAAAAAUCAAUCAGGUUUUAUGUACAGCCUGAUACGUGUGACAAGUUUGAAAUGAAGAACAAAACACUUUCAAUCAUGCUGUUAUAGGAAAAUAAUCAAUGACGGGCGUGGUGGUAGGAAGAGUUAUGGAUACUGCCCCAAAGUUGAUUAUUUUCCUAUAACAGCAUGUCCCAAUGUGUUUUAUUCCUCGUACACCACAGCCGUUUGUCAUUUAUUAUUUAAACAACAACAACAACAUACCUUUUAUCCAUAAAUAGUUACAUUUGACGUUGGGAAUGAAUCUAAUUUCUGUUAUAGCAGAUAUAAACGGUUGUUGUCCUCGUUUAUUUUCUCUCUCCCAAAGUUAAUCAGACAAACACGCAGCUCGUCGUGUUACAGAGAAACUGCAAAAAGCACAAACUCCUAAUGUGUUAAAUAAACGCAACUCACUGUGGUAUUUAAAAAUAAAGUUUUAAAAAAAACCCGUACACGUUUCUUUAAAUACUUGCGUCACAUUUGGCCAAUUUUUUUACUCUUGAGUUUUAAAUUAAGUAAAUAUAUAGGUUGAUCUGUUUAAAAAAAAAAAAGAAACACUUCUAAAGGUUCAUCUAAAUAACCACUACCACUUACAGUUACUAUUCUGUAAAGAUAUAUUUAUGUUUUAAAUAUAUAGAUAUAUAUAUAUAUUUUAUGUAUAAUUAUUGCCGUACUGAAUGUCACUUGUGUGUGGGUGAAAUAAACAGAUGUAUUGUUUUAUAUCA
Ictalurus furcatus (blue catfish) is the source of this 3813-nucleotide messenger RNA. It is a transcript of the gene acsl1a, whose product is annotated as acyl-CoA synthetase long chain family member 1a. The record is from RefSeq and is a predicted model, not a curated record. The coding region runs from base 255 to 2348 and encodes 697 amino acids. Gene Ontology annotation, molecular function: arachidonate-CoA ligase activity. Gene Ontology annotation, cellular component: endoplasmic reticulum; membrane. The transcript is spliced from 21 exons. Gene Ontology annotation, biological process: long-chain fatty acid metabolic process; long-chain fatty-acyl-CoA biosynthetic process; very long-chain fatty acid metabolic process. Lineage: Eukaryota; Metazoa; Chordata; Actinopteri; Siluriformes; Ictaluridae.